UUUUAUGGUAUAUGGCACUCAUUUCAAAGGUACUUAUUACAAUCCAUAUAAAGCAAAUCUCAUAACAAAUUCGACCAUUGUGAAGAAAAGUAAAAUGGAACCACGUCAAAAGUGUUCGGUAAAAGUAAUUUUGACAUCUAUAAUAAUUGUGUGUGUCAUAGUAGCUGUUGGUGUUGGUGUUUUUUUCUACACUACUCGAACUAAAUGUCCACUUAAAGAAACACAGGAACAGGAUGCCAACUACAAUUUUAACGAUUCAACACCAGCAACAGCCAAAUGGGUUAAAAAUGAAGAGAUUCAGCUUUUCCGAAGAUACUUAAGAUUUAAAACAAUAUCUCUCGAAACUGAUUUCGACCCAUGCAUAAAUUUCUUGAAAAAACAAGCCGAUGAUUUAGGUUUUGAAGUAUCGAUCUUUCAUCCUGUGAAUAAACAAAAUCCAGUACUUGUUAUGACAUGGAAGGGGUCUGAACCCGAGCUGCCAUCUAUAAUGUUGAAUUCACACAUGGAUGUAGUUCCAGCGGCCGAGGAGUAUUGGACGCAUCCACCGUUUGCAGCCGAAAUCGAUGAAAACGGGAACAUUUAUGCUCGUGGCGCUCAAGACAUGAAAUCCGUCGGAAUGCAAUACUUAGCAGCAGCAAGAGCGCUAAAGCGCAAAGGAAUAAUUCAGCUGAAACGUACAAUUCAUUUGACAUAUAUGCCAGACGAAGAAGUCAGUGGUUUUGGUAUGGGACCAUUCGUCGAAAGUGAUGCAUUCAAAAAAAUGAAUGUUGGUUUUGGAUUAGACGAAGGUUAUCCAUCUGAAACUGAUGACAUUGAAGUAUUCUACGCAGAAAAACCAGAUUGGGUUGUCAAUGUUGUUGCACAAGGUCACUCUGGUCAUGCUUCAAUCCUUUUUGAUGAUACCGCUGCCGAAAAAUUAAACUAUGUGGUCAAUAAGUUUUUGGAGCUUCGUAAGAAUGAAACGGCAAAAUGGAAGGAACAGAAAUAUCCAUAUGGUAAUGUGACUGCUAUAAAUUUAACCAUAUUAAAUGGUGGAUUUAGAGACAAUGUAGUGCCGCCUGAAAUGCGAGCUGUCUUUGAUAUGAGAAUGGCCAUCGAUGCUGACUGGGAUGAAUUUGAACGAAUGAUCAAGCGUUGGGCGAGAGAAACAGGUAAAAAUGUAACCGUUGAUAUUAUCAAGGACUUGAAUCCACCACCAACACCUAUAGACGAUUCAAAUUAUUAUUGGCUUGCAUUCAAACAAGCGACCGAUGAAUUACGGUUGAAUGUUACGCCUUCUGUAUUUCGAGCAGUUACUGACAGCAGAUAUGUUCGAAAUGUGGGAAUUCCAGCAUUGGGUUUUUCGCCGCUCAUGAAUACAACACCAAAGUUACAUGAACAUGACGAAUAUAUAAAUGCAGAUACGUACUUGAAUGGAAUAAAGAUCUACGAGAAAAUUAUCGAAAAAAUCGGAAAUGUCGAAAAAAUGCCAAUUCGAAAGAUGAAAAUUGGUGAUGUGAAUGAGUUAUCAUCGUCAGAAUUCGAAAAAGUGUUUAAAAAUGUGGUUGAAUUGUGGCCAAGAGCAGCAAAAUCAGUUGUGCGACAACGUCCAUUUGGUGACCUGAACCAGUUAUUGCUUGCAUUUAGUGAUUAUUUGGAAAAUUUAAGCGUCGAUGAUAAGUUGGCUGUUUUAAAAUCGCAUCCUGAUUUGGCUGGAAAAUUACUUGACGAGAAUCAGCUGUCCCAAGAAUCGGCCAACGAACAAUCUGGAGCUGGACUGCAUUUAAUAACGGACAAGCAAAAAGAACAAUUGGUUAAAUUGAACACCGAAUAUUCGGAGAAAUUUGGAUUUCCAUUUGUGAUUUGUGUUCGUCAAAAUAAUAAAAUCGAACGAAUUUUGGAAGGAUUUGUCGACCGCUUGCCAAAUACCCGAAACGAUGAAAUCAAAAAUGGAAUCAAUGAAGUGAAAAAAAUUUGCCAAUUACGCAUUGAAGAUCUUGUUGAAUAAUAAUAAUAAUAAUAAUAAUAAUAAGAAGAAGAAUAAAAAUGCUCCUCAAUAAAGUUCGUUGUCUACUUUGAGUAUUUACGACCUGUUAUCAUUA
Molecule: messenger RNA, 2081 nt
Organism: Contarinia nasturtii (swede midge)
Lineage: Eukaryota; Metazoa; Arthropoda; Insecta; Diptera; Cecidomyiidae
Product: aminoacylase-1-like
Exons: 7
Coding region: 5-1987 (660 amino acids)
Biological process (GO): allantoin metabolic process; amino acid metabolic process
Cellular component (GO): cytoplasm
Molecular function (GO): aminoacylase activity
Source: RefSeq, a predicted model, not a curated record